AUGACCAACUCUCUGGAGUCGUCGCGGCCCAUGCUAGCCAGCUCCACCGGCAACCGCACCUCUACACGCCUCUCCACCUACAGCGCUGCACCCACCCUCGCCCCCUCGGUCGCCCCCUCGCACCUCUCAGAAGCCUCGUCGACGUCGGGCGACCCCAAGGCCCAGGACAUCAAGUCAUGGAACGCCGGUUUCGAGCGCCUGGAAGACAAGCGCCUCGUCCAGCAACGAUACAUGCUCACCAACGAGAAGACGGACGACAUGAGCAAACUGGCACUCGGCGCUAAACUCGACCGCGCCCUCUCAAGACGCAUGUCCGGCCAAGACGCCGUCUUCCGGCCAAAAGGAAUGAGUGAGAAGAAGAUCGAGGCCUGA
This is a messenger RNA of Plenodomus lingam JN3, 372 nucleotides long. RefSeq lists its product as uncharacterized. The record is from RefSeq and is a predicted model, not a curated record. NCBI's taxonomy places the organism in Eukaryota, Fungi, Ascomycota, Dothideomycetes, Pleosporales, Leptosphaeriaceae.